This is a messenger RNA of Pistacia vera, 1687 nucleotides long. Its product is annotated as deoxyribodipyrimidine photo-lyase-like. Gene Ontology annotation, molecular function: deoxyribodipyrimidine photo-lyase activity. The record is from RefSeq and is a predicted model, not a curated record. Gene Ontology annotation, biological process: photoreactive repair. Lineage: Eukaryota; Viridiplantae; Streptophyta; Magnoliopsida; Sapindales; Anacardiaceae.
CCAUUCCCUCCAAUUCCUCUCUUCAUUUUCCUAAUCCCUCCUCUUCGGUUUUCCCUCUUAACCUCCACACCUGGCCCAUAUUAGCAGAAGCCUCCGCACGUCCAUGGCAUCUCUAUCUCCGCAAUCGACCUCUGUCCAUCCGGGCCGCAUUCGGGUUCUAAAACAAGGUUCACCACCAGCGUUAGAUCAACAUGCUGGUCCGGUUGUUUACUGGAUGUUCAGAGAUCAACGGCUGAGAGACAACUGGGCUUUGAUUCACGCCGUUGAUCAAGCCAACAAGAAUAACGUACCUGUGGCUGUGGCUUUUAAUCUUUUUGAUCAGUUCUUGGGUGCUAAAGCCAGGCAACUAGGGUUCAUGUUAAAAGGUUUGCGUCAUCUGCAGACAAGUAUUGAAGAAACUUUUCAAAUUCCAUUUUUCUUGUUUCAGGGAGAAGCUGAAGAGGCCAUACCCAAUUUUGUGAAAGAAUGCGGGGCUUCAUUGUUAGUAACCGAUUUUACACCUUUAAGGGAAAUUCGGAGAUGUAAAGAUAAAAUAUGCAAGAGGGUGAGUGAUUCAGUAGCUAUACAUGAAGUUGAUGCACAUAAUGUAGUACCUGUUUGGGUAGCAUCUGAGAAGUUGGAGUACAGUGCAAAGACCUUACGUGGGAAGAUCAAUAAAUUGCUUUCUGGAGUACCUCAUUGAUUUACUGUGUUGCAAUCUCCACAUAGAAAAUGGGCUGCUACUAGACGGUCGAUUGAUUGGGAUAGCGUUAUUGCUGAUGUUUUAAGGAAAGGGGCUGAAGUUCCUGAAAUUGACUGGUGUCAACCUGGAGAAGAUGCAGCAAUGGAAGUAUUGAAGGGAAGUAAUGAUGGGUUUUGACAAAGGUUGAAGGGCUAUCCUAAAGAUAGAAUAACCCUGAAACCCAGAGCACUUUCAUGUCUCUCUCCAUUUCAUUUCGGGCAGAUAUCUGCACAGAGAUGCUUGGAGGCACGUUGUGCAAGGAAACUUUGUCCUGAGGCAAUUGAUGCAUUUUUGGAGGAGUUGAUUGUGUGUAGAGAACUUGCCGAUAACUUUUGCUUCUACCAGCCUCAUUAUGAUUCAUUGAAGGGGGCGUGGGAAUGGGCUCGUAAGACCUUGAAGGACCAUGCCUCUGAUAAACGAGAGCUUAUUUACACAAAAGAGCAAUUUGAGAAGGCACAGACUGCUGAUCCUCUUUGGAAUGCUUCUCAGUUGGAGAUGGUUUACCAUGGGAAGAUGCAUGGUUUCAUGCGGAUGUAUUGGGCAAAAAAGAUUCUUGAGUGGACAAGAGGACCUGAAGAAGCCCUUGCAAUAUCAAUAUAUCUAAAUGACAAGUAUGAAAUAGAUGGGAGGGAUCCAAAUGGAUAUGUUGGUUGCAUGUGGUCAAUAUGUGGUGUUCAUGAUCAGGGGUGGAAAGAGCGACCUAUCUUUGGGAAAGUACGUUAUAUGAACUAUGCAGGGUGCAAGAGGAAAUUUGAUGUUGAUGGAUACAUUUCCCUUGUCAAGAGGAUAGCAGGCCAAUCUAAGAAGAGAAAAGCAGAAACCCUUCUCAGUGAAAAAGCGAAGGAACUCCAUAGUUAAUCAACAAUAUGGAUUUUGAAGCUGCAGUCUAAAGACACUGCACUGUGUUAGAUUCAGUUAAUUUUUGUGUAAUUGAUUUCCAACAUAUCACAAUAUAAAUCCCCUAUG